UCAGGAAAGAUGCAUUCAUGGUCAGACUACUAGAUUGUGAUGUCAAAGAUCUUCAAUACCAAACCCUGACUGGGCUGCUGAGUCAGAGGCCCACAGAGAAUAGAACUGCCCAACGUAACAGUGAACAGGAAGCACAUUAGAGCCCUGUCUAGGGAGCUUACGAUGUUCUCUCAUUGUACAGAGCACAAUGAUGUAUAGGCUUAAGUCAUGCUGAUUGAGCAAUCAUCAACUGUCACCCCUGCAGAUGACUCUAGGAAAGCUAACCCUUGCCGCCGGCAACCACACCCUAGUCACAACGUUCAUCCUGCUGGGAUUCUCUGAUCACCCGGACAUCCAGGAGCUUCUCUUUGGAAUAUUCCUGUUCAUCUACAUCCUGACACUGGUGGGCAACCUGGGCAUGAUCUCACUCAUCUUUACAGACUCCCGGCUCCACAGCCCCAUGUAUUUUUUCCUCAGUAUUCUCUCUUUUCUCGAUAUUUGCUAUUCUUCUGUGGUCACACCCAAGCUCUUAGUCAACUUUCUGGCCUCUGACAAGUCCAUCUCUUUCAAGGGUUGUGUGGCCCAGCUGACAUUCUUUGUAGUGCAUGUGACAGCUGAAAGCUUCCUGCUGGCCUCCAUGGCCUAUGACCGCUUUGUGGCCAUCUGCCGCCCCCUCCAUUACAGUUCUACCAUGACCAAGAGGGUCUGUCUCCAGCUGGUGGCUGCUUGCUAUGCAUUUGGAGGAGCCAACUCUGCUAUCCAAACUGGAAAUGUCUUUGCCCUGCCUUUCUGCGGGCCCAACCAGGUGAUGCACUACUUCUGUGACAUCCCACCCCUUCUCCGCCUGGCCUGUACCAACACAGCCACAGCAGAGAUGGUCCUCUACAUGUUCUCUGCUCUCGUCACCCUUCUGCCUGCCAUAGUCAUCCUUAUCUCCUACAGCUUUGUACUGGUGGCGAUUGGGAAGAUGCGCUCAGCAGCUGGGAGGAAGAAGGCCUUCUCUACAUGUGCCUCCCACUUUCUGGCCAUUGCCAUCUUCUAUGGCACUGUGGUGUUUACCUAUGUCCAGCCCCAUGGAUCCACUGAUGACAGUAAUAGCCAAGUAGUGUCUGUCUUCUACACCAUCAUAAUCCCCAUGCUCAAUCCCUUCAUCUACAGCCUCCGCAACAAGGAGGUGAAGGCUGCCCUACAGAGAAAGCUCCAAGUCAGCAUCUUUCCCUGCUGAACCUUGUAAGACUGCCGAUUAAAAUGAAUAAGGCAGAACUGACACAGCAGCUUAGUAAGCUAAUCUUUUUCCUGCAGUGCCAGCAUCCCAUAUGAGCACUGGUUUGAAUCCUGGCUACCCCACUUUCAAUGCAGUUUCCUGUCUAAGGCCUAGGAAAGCAGUAGAGGAUGGUUCAAAU
Messenger RNA from Ochotona princeps (American pika), 1382 nucleotides. RefSeq names its product olfactory receptor 5B12-like. Bases 245 to 1204 code for a protein of 319 amino acids. Gene Ontology annotation, biological process: G protein-coupled receptor signaling pathway; sensory perception of smell. Lineage: Eukaryota; Metazoa; Chordata; Mammalia; Lagomorpha; Ochotonidae. Gene Ontology annotation, molecular function: olfactory receptor activity; odorant binding; G protein-coupled receptor activity. The record is from RefSeq and is a predicted model, not a curated record. The transcript has a single exon. Gene Ontology annotation, cellular component: membrane.